Molecule: messenger RNA, 1329 nt
Organism: Oryza brachyantha (malo sina)
Lineage: Eukaryota; Viridiplantae; Streptophyta; Magnoliopsida; Poales; Poaceae
Exons: 2
Coding region: 38-949 (303 amino acids)
Source: RefSeq, a predicted model, not a curated record
AAAAGAGAGAGAAAUGAAAAGAUAGUGAGCUCGAGCUAUGGGCGCCCUCCUCCUCGUCCACCUCCCCAGCCUCGCCGUCGCCGGCGCCGGCGCCCGCCGCUGCGCGGCUGCCGGCGGGCCCCGGCGUGACCGCGGCGCUGGGCGGUUCUCGGUGUCCGCCGCGGCGCCCGGUGGCCCCGUCAAGGAGGAGGAGGAGGAAGAGGAGGAGAAGGGGGCGAGGAGGAGGAGGAGGAAGGAGGGGAUAGUGAUAAGGGUGUCGGACCCGGUUCGGGAGAGGAGGCUCCCGCCGCCGCUGUUCUCGUCGCCGGACGCGCCGUCGGAGCCUCCGGCGGCGAGGCGGCGUGGGGGAGACGACGGGGGGGAGGAGCAGCGGCGGUACUACGUCAACCUUGGGGACGCCAUCCGGACGCUGCGGGAGGAGCUCCCCACCGCCUUCUACCGGGAGCCCAGCUUCCAUAUCUACAGAGAUGAUAUUGCCUUCAAAGAUCCUAUCAAUAAUUUCACUGGUAUUGAUAACUAUAAAAGGAUAUUCUGGGCUCUACGGUUUACUGGGCAAAUUUUCUUCAAAGCGUUAUGGAUUGACAUUGUCAGUAUAUGGCAGCCUGUAGAGGAUGUAAUCAUGAUCCGGUGGAUUCUCCAUGGCAUUCCUAGAGUUCUCUCGGAUGGUCCUGGCCGAUUUGAAGGUACCUCAGAAUAUAAAUUCGAUAAGAAUGGGAAGAUCUAUGAACAUAAAGUAGACAAUGUUGCCAGGAAUUCACCCACGAAGUUUAAGGUCUUGCCAAUCGCAGAGCUCAUCAGAUCACUUGGAUCCCCAUCUACUCCGAAACCAACAUAUUUUGAGACUUCAUCUCUACAGCUAAUCUUGCUCGUGCCUUUCUGGUUGAGAUUGACUUGGAUGAGAUGUUACUUGUCGUUGUACCUUGCCCUAGCAAAUUUAUCGAAAGAAUGAGGAUCGAUGGUUCAGGUCCAAGCCAACGCCUCUAAAUUUUGCCCUUCCAUUGUAUGGUAGUGUAUACUUGUGAGCAGCUCGCCAGUACCUAAAUGUAAACAAUUUUGGUUGUGUACAGCAAAGUUUUUCAUCUAGGGAUUAUAGGCUUAGCUAAAGCUAUUCCAAUAUAUUGGCCGAGUUUUGUAAGCUGUAUAUUACCCUGCCUGGGUGUUCAAUCAGCAGAUCAGUAAGGACAUCAUACAUGCUUGCACGAUGCCUGAUACACUGCUGUUGCUGCAAAGGUUUUGCCAAGUAAUUGCAAAUACUGGUACACCGUUUAGCUGUAUGAACUGAAGAUAUAUUCGUGUAUCAUUGAUUCAUUACAAGUAAUGAGCCCAGCU